AUGUAUCCAACUUGUAUUUUUCAAGAGAUGAUACUUGACAUCUCAUUGCCACUGUAUUCAAAGCCAAUAGUAGAUAUUAAUUCAUCAUCCAGCAUUUCUGCUACCACUUAUGUACAAUAUAAAUUAGUUGAUCAUCAUUAUAAAAGAAUCCCGUUAGUUAGUUUUAUUCAUAAACAACCCACGGGUACACAAUUACCAAUAUUUAGAUAUUAUCGAAUUGUAUUUCAUUGUAAUAUUUUACCAGGAUCAAUCUAUUUAAGAGUAUCAAAUAUAAAACCAAAACGAACAGUUGUAUUAAAUCGACAAGAUUCAUCGACUAUAUUUGGAUUUCGAAGUGUUGGAGCCUAUAGUCGUGUACAAAUACAAAAUUAUCAAUCUGGUCUUUGGUUGUGUAUGAAUUCAGACGGACGUAUUAUACAAAAAUUAAAUAUUAGUCUUGAUAGUUUGACUUGUACAUUUCGUCAAAAUACCGAUGGUCUCUAUCAAUAUUUAAUAUCUGAAUUAUAUCCACAACGAAAAAUGUCAUUUUCUACAUUAACUUUACUAAAUAAUAAUCCAAUAUUAAAACAUCGUUAUGAAAAUCAUCAACAAUUUUUAAAACGUGAACGAUGUGAUCGAUUUUUAUUUGAUCAACAAGUUGAUUCAAAUUUAUUUCAACAUCAACAACAACCAUUGACGUAUAAUAAAUUUAAUUCUUAUCGAUAUUCAAAGAAACAACAUGUUAUUUAA
Didymodactylos carnosus is the source of this 729-nucleotide messenger RNA. The record is from the annotation of a GenBank genome assembly. Lineage: Eukaryota; Metazoa; Rotifera; Eurotatoria; Philodinida; Philodinidae.